This is a messenger RNA of Spirodela intermedia, 1677 nucleotides long. The record is from the annotation of a GenBank genome assembly. NCBI's taxonomy places the organism in Eukaryota, Viridiplantae, Streptophyta, Magnoliopsida, Alismatales, Araceae.
AUGGACGGCAUCUCUUUACUUGCGCAUCAGAUCCAGGGAUUCCUCAGCUCUCACCUUCCCCUCUCCAAGACCAAGCAGCUGCAUGCCCUCAUCAUCACAUCCUCCCUGCUCGACCCUUCCUUCGCCCUCACUAAACUCCUCCGAUUGUACGGCCUCAACGGCGCACUCACUUGCGCCCGCUCUAUGUUCGAAGAAAUUCCCGAAAGAAGCGUCUACGCAUGGAAUGCCAUGAUCAGGGCCAAUGCCAGGCGCAAUGACUUCGACGGUGCCUUCUCCCUCUUCCUCCAGAUGCUUAGAACUGGCGCAGGCCCUGAUAGCCACACCUUCGCCUGCAUCCUGCGUGCGUGCGCGGAAAUGCCGCACGGCAGAAGAGCGGCGUCCACUCACGGCAAGCUUAUUUCCUGUGGGCUGGGGACUGACCCUCUCGCCUGCAGCUCCCUCAUCACUGCAUAUGCCAAGCUCGGAUCCGUCGACCUGGCUGGCCGUGUGUUCCGCGCGGUGCAGGAACCGGACCUGGUCUUGUGGAACUCAAUGCUUUCGGCAUAUGCCCACUGCGGCUACUGGUUCGAAGGCUUUGAAUUGUUCAGUAGAAUGAGGAGCUACGGCAAAGCUCCCGAUGGGUACUCUAUGGUGGGGCUUCUCUCCUGUCUCCGCGACCCCAUUUUGAUUCAGAUCGGCUGGGGAAGCCAUGGGAUUUGUGUGAAAGGCGGGCUCGAUCUCGGCGCUCAUGUGAGGAGCGCGCUCGUUAGUAUGUACUCGAGAUGCGGAUGCAUGGCCUCGGCGUGGCAGAUGUUCGGCGGAAUGCCGCAGGAGCCGGAUUUGGUCCAGUGGUCUGCUAUGGUUACUGGGUUCCUUCAGGCAGGUGAGUACGAGCGAUCUAUCUGGGUGUUCUCUGAAAUGACCGCUUCUCUGCGGCAGAAGCCAGAUGCCGUCUUGGUCGCCAGCGUUCUCUCUGCCUGCGGCUCCCUCACGGCCAUCCGGCUCGGCAAGGCGAUCCACUGCUACGUAUACCGACUGGGCAUCGAAUCGGAUGUAUCAGUCACUUGUGCGCUUAUGAACAUGUAUCUGAAGUGUGGGUUUACCCAUCCGGGGUCUCGAAUCUUCCUGACGAUGCCUGAGAAGAACAUCACUGCUUUUAACAUCAUGAUAUCAGGGCUGGGUUCCCACGGGCGUGGAGCCGAGGCCAUGGAAAUCUUUGAGGAGAUGUUGUCCGAGGGGCUCAAGCCCGACGAGGCGACCUUCUCUGCAUUGCUUUGUGCCUGCAGUUCCCACGCAGAGUUUGCGAUAGCUGCGAAGGCUCUGUUUGUGAGAAUGACAGAGGAGUUCGGGGUAGCGGCGAGGACGGAGCAUUAUGUCUACAUGGUCAAGAUUCUUGGGAUGGCGGGCGAGCUGAAGGCGGCGUAUGAGCUGAUAAAGACCAUGCCGACGCCGGAAGCGGGCGCGUGGGGGGCCCUGCUGUGGUGUUGCAACGUUCAUGGAGAUUUGGAGCUGGCGGAGACGGUGGCCAGGGAGCUUUUUGUGAUCCAGCCGGAGAAGGGCGCUUACAGAGUCAUACUGUCGAACAUGCACGCUGCGGAAGGGAACUGGGCCGUGGUCGAAAACCUGAGAGGUGACAUGGGCGAGUAUGUCACCGAGAAGACUCCUGGCGUUAGCUGGAUUGCUGAUGGUGAGACGUAG